AUGCCUUCAUAUCACGCCUCGACUUAUGGCAUCCAUGCCGACGAUCGCAUCAACGCUCUCACCGAUGUUGCCCCGCCAAUCCAUACGUCCACUACGUUUCGCUAUCCUCGCAACCCAGACAAGCUACAGCCUGCUCCCGAUGAGGGCGAAUUCGUGGAUCUGCAAACACCGCUCGUGUACUCGCGUCUCGCAUCGGCCACUACCAACCGUCUAGAGACCAUCUUAGCGCCUUUGAUGUACCCCGAUGCUACUGAGAGCGAAUUGGAUGGAAGCAGCGGCCUUGCGAACCACGUCGUCAGCUAUACGAGCGGACUGAGUGCCUUUCAUGCAUUGCUGGUCAGUGUUGUUCCCAAGGUUGUGGCUAUCAGUGGGGGGUACCAUGGCUGCCACGGAGUGAUUGACCUGCACAAGAAGAUGCACGGCGUCAAGACAGUCGAUCUCCACGCCGACGAAUCAGCCUGGGAUGCUGUUGGCUUGGGCAAUGGCGAUCUUGUUCAUCUGGAGACUCCUCUAAACCCCACAGGCGAGGCCUUUGAAAUUGCAAAGUAUGCAAAGCGAGCACACGCAAGAGGAGCAUUGCUAAGUGUCGACGCGACUUUUGCACCCCCAGGCCUCCAAGAUGCAUUCAAAUGGGGUGCCGAUAUUGUCAUGCACAGUGGAACAAAAUAUAUCGGCGGCCACAGCGAUAUGCUUUGCGGUGUUCUUGCUACAUCUGCCGGACCUGAAGGCCUGAAGCGGGCAAAGACAUUACGCGCGGAGCGCAUCUUCCUCGGAGCUGUACUUGGUAAUCUGGAAAGUUGGCUCGGCGUGCGUAGUCUGCGGACCUUGGACUUGCGUGUGCAGCGGCAGUCUUCCAAUGCCGACAACCUCGUUCGCUGGCUGAAUGAUUCGCUCAAUGGCAAGGGAGAAGAUGCGGAAGCUGUCAAGAAAGUUGUCAGUAAAGUCAAGCACGCAUCGCUCCAGACCUCCGACAUGUCCUGGCUCAAGCAGCAGAUGCCCAAUGGCUUCGGUCCCGUAUUCAGCAUCUACAUGAAGGAGGCGAAACAGGCUCGUACCCUCCCAUCACACCUCCGGCUCUUCCAUCACGCUACUAGCUUGGGUGGUGUGGAGAGCUUGAUCGAGUGGAGGAGGAUGAGCGAUACUGAGGUGGACGAGAGAUUGUUGCGUGUCAGUGUGGGCGUGGAAAGCUGGGAAGAUCUGAAAAACGACUUGUUGGGUGCUUUCAAGGCACUGGCGAGUGGUGAAGCGACACAAGAAACAAAUGGCAGGGAGAAGGCGCAGGCUGGACAAGAAGGAGCGCAGAUCCCCGAGGCAGGAGCGGGGGCUGUGUAA
Molecule: messenger RNA, 1332 nt
Organism: Bipolaris zeicola 26-R-13
Lineage: Eukaryota; Fungi; Ascomycota; Dothideomycetes; Pleosporales; Pleosporaceae
Exons: 1
Coding region: 1-1332 (443 amino acids)
Biological process (GO): transsulfuration
Cellular component (GO): cytoplasm
Molecular function (GO): pyridoxal phosphate binding; carbon-sulfur lyase activity
Source: RefSeq, a predicted model, not a curated record